Messenger RNA from Phytomonas sp. Hart1, 625 nucleotides. The record is from the annotation of a GenBank genome assembly. Lineage: Eukaryota; Euglenozoa; Kinetoplastea; Trypanosomatida; Trypanosomatidae.
GAAAAACUGUAAUGUGCUAGUCGACAUCAUAAACCUGAUCAUUUUUCAAUUGAAGCGUAUAAUAAUUUUAGCGCAUAAUUUCACUUUUUUUGCACAUUUUGUGUGAACAAAACUAUUAUAAACAACUCCUCCUUCUUCAAAAAAAAAAUCACUGAAUACUUCUCUUCUCGAUCCAAAAGAGAAAAUGGCGUCACAAAACAAAAACGAUAAAAUUCUUGUGGCUGAUUUACCCAUGAUGUGGCCUAAAGAUUUUUUACGCUUUGAGGUAGAAGGUGGUGUGUGGGGUCAACAAAUGCGACAGCGGCGCCGUCAGCUAACCUUUUCCCUUUCUGUUGGGGCGCUUUCAACAGUACUUGGAUCGAUGUACACCUCCCUACUUCGAAAGAACACCAUUUUUGUUCUCUUUUCUACAUUUAGCGGCUUUACGAUCCUUGGCUUCUGUAUUGGUAUUGGAUCAGCUCGUAUUUUGUAUGAAGAUGUGGCCAGUAAUACAGAAACCUCAAUGAUGCGGCGGGUUUGGUGGGCGAAGGAGUGCGCGAAGCACUGGGACUACUCACAAGUGGAUGCACAAACCUGGAAUGCGAAAUAUCCCAAGGUACAGUGCCCGAAAAAUGCAAUUCAGUAG